GCCCACCAACCUUAAAGUGCAAUUAUAUCAAGUGAGUUAAUUAGUUUGGUCACUAAAGAAGACUACUACAUUAGUCUUCCUUCACUUUCUUACUUCCUCAGUGUUUUGCUAAGCCCUUAGUCUCUGUUAAGAGAAGAGUAAAACAUUUUCUCUAUAUUUUGAGUUUUAGAGACGUCAAAAUGACAACUUCAUUUGCCAUGCAAUCCAUGAUUUUGGGAAGUCCAGCCACAAGUUUGUCACAAAGUAAAAAUGGCUUGAAUCAGUUUGCUCCUAGCUGUUACAAGCCACGCCUUCAGAAAAGUUCCCGUCUUCGUGUUAAGUGCAUGUCUGAGGAGAGUGAGAAAUUAGAGCAACCCACAAGCCCUGAUUUUACUGAUGCUGCUGCUACACCCAAGCCAACACCUCCUCCUAUAGCAAAGCCAAAGCCAAGCACCAAUUUCAUCGACGUAUUCUCAUUCAGUGGGCCAGCCCCUGAGAGGAUCAACGGUAGGCUAGCGAUGAUCGGAUUUGUAGCAGCUACGGGUGUAGAACUUGCCAACGGUGCAGAUUUAUCUGCUCAGUUAUCAAGUGGUGGAUUUUCAUGGUUUUUGGGAACAAGUGCUUUGCUAACUUUGGCUUCACUUAUCCCAUUGUUCCAAGGAGUUACUGUUGAAUCCAAAUCUGGUGGGAUAAUGAGUGCUAAUGCUGAGAUUUGGAAUGGAAGAUUUGCAAUGUUGGGAUUAGUUGCUUUAGCCUUUACUGAAUAUGUUAAAGGAGCUGGCCUCUUCCAAGUUUGAAUGUAAAUUCUUUAGCUCAAGUUAAACUUUUUUUAAUUAAUGAUGUAAAGAAUUUAUCGAUGUAAGAUAUCUUCAGUAAUAAGAAUUAUAAUUCAGAUAUAUAGUAGUUAUUUGUGAGUGAA
This is a messenger RNA of Lycium ferocissimum, 898 nucleotides long. RefSeq names its product early light-induced protein, chloroplastic-like. The transcript has 3 exons. Bases 180 to 776 code for a protein of 198 amino acids. The record is from RefSeq and is a predicted model, not a curated record. NCBI's taxonomy places the organism in Eukaryota, Viridiplantae, Streptophyta, Magnoliopsida, Solanales, Solanaceae.